Molecule: messenger RNA, 1367 nt
Organism: Mizuhopecten yessoensis (Yesso scallop)
Lineage: Eukaryota; Metazoa; Mollusca; Bivalvia; Pectinida; Pectinidae
Product: DNA-directed RNA polymerases I, II, and III subunit RPABC1
Exons: 8
Coding region: 134-766 (210 amino acids)
Biological process (GO): DNA-templated transcription
Cellular component (GO): RNA polymerase III complex; RNA polymerase I complex; RNA polymerase II, core complex
Molecular function (GO): DNA binding; DNA-directed RNA polymerase activity
Source: RefSeq, a predicted model, not a curated record
UAAACACUUUGAUGACUUGACAUUCAGGAAACAACUUCCGGCUGAAAACACGCUGAAUUCAUAAAUACACGUUCGUUGUGCAAUAAUUAACGAUAUAUUUUAUCUAAAGGAUUUGUUAUAAACGGAAAUACAAAUGGAUGAUGAACAGGAAACGUACAAGCUAUGGAGGAUCAGAAAAACAAUUAUGCAGCUGUGCCAUGACCGAGGAUAUCUAGUGACUCAGGAUGAAUUGGACCAAACAUUGGAUGAAUUCAAAGAGCAAUUCGGGGAUAAACCCAGUGAGAGGAAACCAAGCAGGGCUGACCUGAUUGUGUUGGUGGCCCAUAAUGAUGACCCCACAGAUCAGAUGUUCGUAUUUUUCCCGGAGGAGCCAAAAGUAGGCAUCAAGACAAUAAAAACAUACUGCCACAGGAUGCAGGAGGAGAAUAUCACCCGAGCUAUCAUCAUUGUACAGACAGGCAUGACACCGUCAGCAAAAUCGUCCCUGACAGACAUGGCGCCAAAGUACAUCCUGGAGCAGUUUUUGGAGUCGGAACUUCUGAUCAACAUCACAGAGCACAUGCUGGUACCUGAACAUGUGGUGAUGAUACCUGAUGAAAAAACAGAACUGUUGAGCAGAUAUAAAUUGAAGGAGUCCCAGUUACCUAGAAUACAGCAAGGAGACCCUGUAUCCCGAUACUUUGGACUCAAACGAGGCCAGGUGGUGAAAAUCAUCAGAAACUCGGAGACAGCAGGACGAUAUGUGAGCUAUCGGCUGGUGGUGUAGUGACCGGGGAAUGUGUGUACUUGCGAGAGUAUGUGUGAGUGUUUUUGAUGAGGAGGAGGGGGAAAGGGGGGGCAUCCUUGAUACUCCAGGGGUUACCCUAAACUUUCACUCUCUGCACCCCUGGAAUAUGUAAUGACAAUAUCUAAACCUCUGUGUGGAGAUGAGACAAGAAGUUUACAUUGAUCCCUUGAUCUACAUCACAAGUAAUUUGCGGCUGCACAACAGUAAAAUAGACAAGUUUUGAAGUUGGGCGUCACUCCUCUGUAAUCUUCAAGGGAGAGAUAUCAACCUAAUUGGUCAGGAUUUUUACCUGGGACCAAUCAAAUAGAUAGCUGCUUGCCUUCUAUUUUACUAUGGCAUAUUUCAGGGGAUGCAGAAAGCAAAAGUCUGCAUAACCCUUUAAGUAUCGAGCAUGGGGUUGUACAUCUGUGUAUUGAUAAACGUAUGAGGAAGAGAGAGAACUUGUAAAUCACUUAUUUCAAUUGAUGUGCAUUGUCCAUUAAACGUAAAUCACUUAUUUCAAUUGAUGUGCAUUGUCCAUUAAACGUAAAUCACUUAUUUCAAUUGAUGUGCAUUGUCCAUUAAAACAUUUUUGGCUCAU